AUGGAGCCUGAUCCUACAAUCACAGAUGAUAGGAACGGCCUCAACCGUAAGACCCUGGACGUGCAAUUACAAUAUAACAACCACAACAACCCCCUCGUUGAUCCCUUCGACAAAAGAAACCCAUUUGAAAAUGCCAGCGUCAAAACAUACAGCCACAAUGCAAACAUAAUACCCCCCUAUGUCUUGGACAAGCUUUCUCAAGUGCACUACAAAGAACAGUUGGUGAACUCAAAUACAAACAACGUCAGCUCUGAGGCAAGCAAUAUUGUCCACUCAGAUACUGUUUCACCCUUGAUAAAAUCGACUGUUAGACACUCGCGUGCGUCGUCCAAUUCGGAUGACGACAAGCAGUACCAGUCGUUCGCAAACGAUGCCUUUAUAAAGUCCAUGGGUAACAAUUGGCACAACUUCUUGCAUACGGUUCAGCAACCGAACACCUACACGCCGGAUAUGAUGGCAUACGACCAAAAAUUCAAUGCAGACUGGGACCUAAACGGAACUUGGGGCGGAGAAGAAAGAUUGAAAAAUGCAUUACUAGGGAGUCCGUUAAGCGGAGACGAAGAUUCCAGUGACACUUACGAACGUAAGUCGUGGUUUUCUCGAAUGUUUUCGAAAACAUCCAACUCCAAGACUCAGCAGAAGUCUUCCAAGUUGAACAGUGAACUUCAUGAACCAAGAGUGAGAUCCAAGGCAGGCUAUUGGAUGUCUGACGAAAAACGUGCUGAUUGGAAACCAACGAUAAAGCGAAUCUUUAUGCAAAAUCCAUUGAUCCCAUUAUUCCUCAGAGUUUUGAUUAUUAUCUGUUCAGCGUUGUCUUUGGCACUCGCCUGUUCCAUAUUUGUACUUUCGAGAAAUCGUCAAAAUCCAGUCCAACAGCAACCUUCUACUAUCAUGGCUAUAAUUGUAGAGUGCUUUGCCGUGGCGUACGUAUCAUAUAUUUCCUACGAUGAGUACCAUGGGAAACCCUUGGGUUUGAGAGAUCCAGUGGAGAAGAUGCAGCUCAUUUUAUUGGACUUGUUGUUUAUUAUAUUCUCACUGGCAAACAUCUCUUUGACCUACAAUACUUUAUAUGAUCCUGAGUGGGUUUGUAAAGAAUUUGACAAUCUGGCAACUACUACGCGCUUGUACCCUACUAUUGGCCUGAUUUGCCGUAGACAGAGAGCGCUCCUGUCCUUUUUGUUUUUAGCGUUGUGUUUAUGGGUCAUCACAUUUACAAUUAGUAUCCUCAGAGUGGUGGAUAAGGUAACGAGUGCAAACCCAAGGUCUGAUUAG
Messenger RNA from Dujonia railenensis, 1272 nucleotides. The record is from the annotation of a GenBank genome assembly. NCBI's taxonomy places the organism in Eukaryota, Fungi, Ascomycota, Pichiomycetes, Serinales, Debaryomycetaceae.